AUGGACUUCUCGAGCUUGCACGGAGGCCCUCGCAACGCCUAUACACAUUACUCCCCUGACAGCGAGUCUUACCUUUCGCACAGAGAGCCAGACUUGUACUUUGCAGACUCUUACACAUAUGCCUCUGAUUACUUCAGGGACUCCUUUUUCGAUGACAACCCACACUCCUAUUCGAUGACGAAACCGCUGGACGUAAUCGGCCCUUGGGACAGUCCAUCACCUAGCACAUUCCCUGGUACAAAUCCAAUAACCAACUCCGCAUUCGCAGUGAGCGAUAGCCAUCUGAAAACAUGGCCAAACUUCAACUCUGGGGAUCUAGCAUACGGAAAACAUGCUCACGAUGCUGAAAUAAUGGAAACUCAUCACACCGCCGACUCGAUACACACCUGCAGUAGCAGUCCCUCAUCUCCAGCCAUCUCACCCCAAAUAGCAACGCAAUCACGUCUUCCGUCACCUUCGACCUGUUCUCGAACCUUUAUACACGUCAAGUCCGAGCCUACAAGACGCAAGCGAGGCCGCCCCCGGCUCCCACCAGCAGCCUCCAAGGUCCCAGCAAGCAUCGUUUCAAAAAAGGUCGAGCGGCCGCAAUGCAUACCACAUACAGAAGUCGAACGCAAGUAUAGGGAGAAGCUUAACACGGAGUUGGAGCGGCUACGUCGAGCUGUUCCGUCCUUGCUUCGAGCCGAUUCGGAUAAUGUCAUGGGCGGUGCGAGGAUAAGCAAAAGCGCAGUGCUGGCAGUGGCAAUCGAUUACAUCAAGGACUUGGAGGCGCAGAGGGAUAGUGCUCUGGAUGAAGUUAAAAGACUCGGUGGGGAGGUGCGGUUUGGGAAUAGGUAA
Bipolaris zeicola 26-R-13 is the source of this 837-nucleotide messenger RNA. RefSeq lists its product as uncharacterized. The transcript has a single exon. The coding region runs from base 1 to 837 and encodes 278 amino acids. Lineage: Eukaryota; Fungi; Ascomycota; Dothideomycetes; Pleosporales; Pleosporaceae. Gene Ontology annotation, molecular function: protein dimerization activity. The record is from RefSeq and is a predicted model, not a curated record.